This is a messenger RNA of Physella acuta, 2995 nucleotides long. Its product is annotated as protein PTHB1. Gene Ontology annotation, cellular component: BBSome; membrane. The record is from RefSeq and is a predicted model, not a curated record. NCBI's taxonomy places the organism in Eukaryota, Metazoa, Mollusca, Gastropoda, Physidae. Gene Ontology annotation, biological process: cilium assembly.
GUCACCUUUUUUCAGAUUCAGAUUACUAGUCAGUCUCAGCCCAUUUUACAUACCUAAAACUAUAGAUUACCAAAAAAUUACAAAAUAUAAUAAAUUUAAAAAAAAUUGUCUGCUAUACAGGACAAUUGUAAUCUAAUUAGGUAGCUGGAGGAUGCAGUGAGAAUGUCUUUGUUUAAGACAAGAGACUGGUGGUCCGCUAGUGUUGGGGAAGAUGAAGAGUUUGACCUUGGCUGUAUGUGUAUUGGAAACAUUGACAACUCAACACAUGGUUACGAUAAAGUGGUAAUUGGCAGCUAUCAGGGAGUUUUAAGGAUCUACAACCCUAACCCAAACUCUAGCACAAAUGGCGUAAGCUCUGCAGAAGACUUGGUUCUUGAACAAGCUUUUAAACAACCCAUUUUACAGGUGGAAAUUGGAAAAUUCUCAUCGGCCUCAGAAGUUUUAAAGCUGGCUGUUCUACACCCCAGGAAAAUUGCUGUCUACAACACCACUGAAAUUUCUGGAACUGUUGAGCAUGGAAGUCAGUACCAGUUCUCUUUGUUGUAUGAACAUACUCUACAGAGGACUGCAUUUAACUUUUGUUAUGGGCCCUUUGGUGGGGUCAAAGGUAAAGACUUCCUGUGUGUCCAGUCGAUGGAUGGAACAGUCAGCAUAUUCGAGCAGGAAAGUUUUGCCUUUAGCCGCUUUCUGCCUGGGGCUCUGGUACCUGGACCAAUCAAAUACCUGCCCAGGCUUGAUUCAUUUCUCACUGCUUCUUCUGCUUGGAGGCUGGAAUCUUACAGGUAUCAAGUGCUGGCUGUUGCCUCAGAUACAGCAGGGAAAGAUGAGACACAAAAUGUCAAGUCUGGCAAGAAAGUUGCGGUGGACUGGUCCUACAACAUUGGUGAGCAGGCUAUUGACAUCUGUUACAUGGAAUACUCUGGCAUGGCGCCAUCUAUACUGGUACUUGGGGAGAGAACAAUUUUCUGUUUGACUGAUAAUGGGAUGUUGAAGUUUGCCAAGAAACUGGAAUAUGAUCCAUCUUGCUUGUUGCCUUAUGCUUCCUUGGUAGAGAACAAAGUCAACUACCUGGUGGGAGCACACACCAAUUCUCUGCUCGUCUACCAAGACUCCCAGCUCAAGUGGAUGGCCAAGUCACAGUUUGUUCCUGUUCAACUCAGGGUUGGAAAUUUUAAUGGAGUCAGAUCAGCUGUUGUUGCACUCAGUGAGACUGGAAGGUUAGAGGUCAUGUACCUGGGCACAGAUCCCGCCAUUUUUGUCCCACCCCAGGUGGACUCAAGGGACGUUAACUACGCUGCUCUUGAUGCUGAGAUGGCUCAUCUGAUGAAACAUGUCAAGUCCAAAAGUCAGAGCUCUGUGCUGGCACCAACAAUUAAACCAGAGGAUGAUUUGUCAUUACAUGUCCAUGUCAGCCCAAACCUAGAUGAUGUGUCGUUGGCCUCUAGCUUACAGUUGGAAGAUAUGGAUGGUAUCCCAUCUGUAACUGUACGGAUCCAGAUGAAGUCUCGUCUUGUCCUGGAAAAUGUCAAGCUGGAAAUGAUUUGUCCUUGGCCUUUAGGCUGCAACCAAUCAGAGUUUACCAUCCCAAAAGUUGAUCCCAACAGCCCAUCCGAGACGUUUGUUGCUGUUUUCCAGCGUUGGUCAGGUCUGCCCUCCCACCUCUACCUGCACAUUUCUGCCACCUUUUCAUCAGCCUCAGGUGGACGUCGAGUAGUGACAUCUCGUGCCAACCUGCCAUCCAAACUUGUCCUCAAACCUGUGACGCCUGUGAAAACUGCAGCCCAGAAAUUAACAGUCGACACCAACAGACCACCUGUCAGUUUGAAUGAGCUUUUCCCAGACAUGCUUGGUGAGAAUGCUGGAGGUCAAGGGUCAGCCAUUGGAUUCCAGUACUAUGGUGGGGGUCCAGUUGUUACAGUUCUUGCUUCAAAAACAUCACAGAGGUACCGCUUACAGAGUGACCAACUAGAGACCAUGUGGCUGCCGUUGAAAGAAUUGGUGGCCCGACUCAAUGGCCACUACAAAAAGGGAUCUCAGACUGAUUUUAGGGUCUCUUUUGAUGGGGCUUUACCAUUGGAGGAUUAUUUUCAGAUUGUUGAUCAUCAUUUUGAACUGAGACUCGCUGCCGUACAAUGCCAGGAUAUGUUGGCGCAAAGAGCUGCCCAAUUCCGAGUCAUUCAGAAACGUCUGCUGACCCGGUUUAAAGACAAGACACCAGCUCCAUUACUUAAUCUGGACACUUUACUGGAGGGCACGUACAGACAGAUCCUGGCUUUGGCUGACCUAGCGGAGGAGACGAGGAGAGCUGAGUUGCUGGCUGCCAGUCACCUGAGCUCUGGAACUUACCUGAUCAACUUCCUGCUUAAGUUGUGGCUGGAUCUUUCAGAGGAGGAGUUCCAGGUUCUACAGUCAGCCAUGACACCUGUUGUUGGCACCUGUGAGGAUCAGGGUUGGGAAGAGUCUGUGGAUGCGGCCUUGACCCACUUGCUGAGAACUGUGCUGGCCAAGUCCAGCAAGGACCAGGCUGUGAACCCCAGCCCUCUAGCACUGCCCCAAGACACGAGCAGGCUGAAGAAACACAUUGCCUUGUUCUGUGACAGACUUGGGAAAGGUGUUGCUCUGGUGGACGGCAUCAAAGAUCGAGGUGAAAAAUCCCGUCAAGUUUCUGCAGCAAAGAAAGAUGACCUUGACCCUAGUGAGACUCCACUGAGUGGAAUGUUGAAACACAGACAGACCAACAAACAAACCAACAAAAAGAAAACCUUACAGCCCCUGGGUGUUCCUCAAAUGGAUGUUCCUGUCUCUGGUCAAGACAGAGAAUUUGAUAAGAAAAUACAGAAGUUGGUUCCUGAUCUGGACAGUUUAACUCAGGACAGCUGAUAGCAGUGGUGUGGACAGUUCAGUCAAAUGGACAGUUGUAGACAUGACACACUGGGGCACCAUGUAGACACACUGGGGCAUCAUGUAGACACACUGGGGCAUCAUGUAGACAUGA